AUGUACGAUCCAUCGGAGUAUCCGGACGAGGAGGAGGAGGAAGAGGAGGAGGAGGAGGACGACGACGCCGUCGCGGGAGACGUCGUCGCCGCCGCGCGGCGCGCGGCGGCGGCGUUCGCGUCGAGAAAAGACGACCCGGGGUCGCCCUCUCCCUCGCAGCCCUCGCAGCCCGCGGACGACCCCGCGCUCGCGCCCGGGCUCUACCUCGUCGGCACCCCCAUCGGCAACCUCGAGGACAUCACCCUGCGUGCGCUGCGCGUCCUUCGCACCGCGGACGUCGUCCUCGCCGAGGACACGCGUCACACGCGGCGUCUUCUCCGCGCGUACGACGUCGACGCCGCCGCGUUGACGAGCUACCACGCGCACAACGAGCGCUCGCGGCGGGACGGCGUGAUGGACCGCCUGCGUCGCGGCGGCGCCGUCGCACUCGUGUCGGACGCGGGCACGCCCGCGGUGGCGGACCCGGGCGGCGACCUCGCGGCGGCGUGCGCGGCGGAGGGGAUCCGCGUGGUGCCCAUCCCGGGGCCGUGCGCGCCCGCGGCUGCGGUGAUCGCCGCGGGGCUCGGGACGGCGCGGUUCACGUUCGCCGGGUUUCUCCCGGCCAAGUCGGGCGCGCGACGGAAACAGCUGGAGGAGCUUCGCGGCGCCGCGGUCGGGACGACGGUGUUUUUCGUGCCGCCGCAUAAGCUCGUCGCGACGCUCGAGGACGCGGUCGCGCCGGGCUCGCGCGCGCGCGCGCUUCUUUUUUUCUUUCGACGCUUCUCGCUCGUCUCCUCGCGACUCCGGCUUUUCUUCGCUCCGUCUCACGCCGCCGCCUCCCCCGACGUCAUGUCGCGUCGCGUCGCGCCCGCCGUCCAUCUCUCUCAGGUGCACGAAGAGUUCUGGAGGGGCACGCUCGCCGACGCGGUCGCGGAGUUCACGUCGCGUAAGCCGCGAGGGGAGAUCACGCUCGUCGUCGAGACGGGCGGCGGCGAGAGCGGCGGUGAGACUACACCGCUUCCCGUACGACCCCGACUCGACCGCGCGCUUCGAGAGAUGCUGGACGACGGCGAGUCCCCGUCCGAGGCGUCGAAGCGCGCGGUCAGGGAGCUGGGUGCAAAGCGGAAGGAGGCGUACGCCGCGGCGUUGAGGCUCGCGGGGAAGACCGGCGGGGUCGACGCGGACGCGUGA
Molecule: messenger RNA, 1170 nt
Organism: Micromonas pusilla CCMP1545
Lineage: Eukaryota; Viridiplantae; Chlorophyta; Mamiellophyceae; Mamiellales; Mamiellaceae
Exons: 4
Coding region: 1-1170 (389 amino acids)
Molecular function (GO): methyltransferase activity
Source: RefSeq, a predicted model, not a curated record